AUACCUCUACAUCACUGAGCAUUUUGUCUUUUAAAAAUAUUCUGACCAAAACCCACCCCUCUCUCCCACCCCAAACCCCUCUCUCCACAUGCACUUCCGACCGCCGUUCCUCUUCUCCGAUUUAUUCUCUCUUCCACGUUCCUCACUCUCUCUGGCCGGUGUCUCCCUCAACCUCUAUCACCGGCCAUCAUCGCCACCGUUCGUCCAUACCUUCCUUCGUCAUCAUCAAUUUUUGUUCAGAUCUAAAACGCGAAGGUCACCAGUGGUUUAGCGCGAGACGGAGGCGUUCAGAUUGCGUUUGAAACUAUCACCGAUUAGAGAGUAACAGUGGCGCGAGAGAAACAUAGGCGAGGAAGAAGAGGGAGAGGAUGGCAGACAGAAGAGAGAGAGAGAUCUGGAAGGAGAGGUUGAUAUGGUGUGGUGAUGGUGGUGGUCGGUGGGCGUGGCGGCGUCGGCUAGGGAGGGUGGAUGGUUUGAGAAAAUAGAGUGAAGAGAAAGUGAGGGUGAAGGGAGAGAGAAUUUUAAGGGUAUGUUUGGACAAAAUUGCCCUCCAUUCGUAAUUUUUUUUGGUCAACAUCACAUUUAUCAUGAAUCACGAACAACAAUUGAUGACAGGAUCUUGCACCAACUGUGGGCUUCCAAACCAUUCUGAAAAAUCUUGUUUUGAAAGACCCCAGAGAGUCCCUGCAAGGUUUCGCCAGAACCUUGUUCCAGAACCGAUUGCAAGAGAACUUGUUCCUGCAUCUGAUGGAUGGGACAGAUAUUUGUUGAAGAAAAAGGAAGACAAAGAUAGCACAGGAGGAUUCAGAAGCUUACGCCUUCGAGGAGAUAUCCCCGAAUAUCUUCUAAAAAAAGUCUCAAAAGACUCCGACGAUACGACUGAUCUGACAACACAUUUUGAUCCUCGCACCCGGUUUAAUUAUAGGGAAAAAAUGUCAUCGGCAGACAAAUAUUUUAAUGCUGGAAGUCAACUCCAAAUGAGUUCUUGGGUGGAUAGAGAGGACAUUGUUCGAGGUCCUGCUGGGUCAUCUGUACCUCAUGUAGCAAAUGAGGAUACAUAUGCUAGAUCGAUUCAUGUCGGUAAUGUUCACUAUGCAUGCACACCUAAGGAAGUUCAACAGCAUUUUCAGUCCUGUGGUACUGUCAACAGAGUCAAAAUAUUGACAGACAAAUUUGGUCGACCGGAAGGAUUUGCUUGUGUAGAAUUUGUUGAAGCUGAUGCUGUUCAGAAUGCUCUCGGUUUAAAUGGAUCUGAAUUACAUGGCCGACUGCUGAAUGUGUCUUCAAAAUGCACUCAUGUUCCUGAAUUGAAGCAGUACAGAAGAAGGCAUGCUGGUUUCCGUGGCAGGAGGCCUGUCCGGUCUUCACCAUACUUUCCGCCAAAUGCUUACAGAAGGGUUCCGAGAUAUAGAAGACCCACUCGAUACCAGCCAUACUAGUUCUUAUUCUUCAAAUGCCCUUCAAUGAGUCCUUGGUUCUGGAGGUUUACCUGUGCAGUGAAAAUUCUCUAUAGUUUACUGUUUUCAGAAAUUAAUUUUGGUGAUCGAUUUGGAUAUGUGCUGCUGGUGGCGUUUAGCCUGGCACAGUUAACUUCUUUCCCAUAAAGUUGAAAUUUUCCUGGCAGAUGCCGGUAUAACCGGUUGUUCCAAAUCAUAUUAAAUUUAUAUUUAAUUAUUAUAAUAUCAAGAAAGAAUUGCCUUUUUACACCUCCCAUUCCACACACCAAAACAUCCACUCCUCUCUCAUUUACUCAGCUUUAUCCCCUUUUUUCAUAUGCAGGAAGAAACAAAG
Molecule: messenger RNA, 1791 nt
Organism: Medicago truncatula (barrel medic)
Lineage: Eukaryota; Viridiplantae; Streptophyta; Magnoliopsida; Fabales; Fabaceae
Product: polyadenylate-binding protein 2
Exons: 9
Coding region: 588-1439 (283 amino acids)
Molecular function (GO): poly(A) binding
Source: RefSeq, a predicted model, not a curated record